Messenger RNA from Fraxinus pennsylvanica, 594 nucleotides. Lineage: Eukaryota; Viridiplantae; Streptophyta; Magnoliopsida; Lamiales; Oleaceae. The record is from the annotation of a GenBank genome assembly.
AUGGGUCACGAUGGUGGUACAAAUACAGUAGUGACUAAAGGUGGGGUGGUGAUGGUAAAAGUGGUGGUGCUUUUAGUUGAUAGUGAUGACAACAUUGGUAAGAUGUUGGUGGCGAUGCAAAUCAGUAAAGAUGGUAGGGAAGAGAUCCUCAACCGGGCGACGACUCCACCUGAUCUGAUCCUUACCCACAACUUAGGUUGGUUAGCUGCUUUACAAUUGGAACAAGGAAUGGGUUUAAAAUCUUCAAUUGUAAUACUGGAAGUCUCCUUUUUGGACGAGAAAUUGGAUAUAUCACGGUUGAGGAAAUUGAGAUCGGUUUUGGCAUCCCUGGGAUUGAAGCAAGGAAGAACCCUAGAAGAUUGCAAAAUGAUGAUAAAGAAAGUGGAUGUUGAUGGCGAUGGAAGGGUGAAUUACAGAGAAUUCAGACAGAUGAUGAAAAAUGUGUGGCUUACUAAUAGUUCAGAACUCAAGUCACAGAGCCUAAUUGCAUCAGACGUGUUCGUGUGCGAGAAAUGGAGAGAGAUGGACCUGGAUGAGGUUGGUCUACUUGGUUCUGCAUUUCGUGUGAAAAACAGCAAAAAGUUGAAGCUCUGA